CCAUCCGCACGUUCGACGACGCGCGUCUCUCUUCUCCUAUCAUGAAGAUCUGAUCGACUAUUCUAUUAUAUAUACAUAAAAUAUAUAUAUAUAUAUAUUUGUGAUAUUUUCUGUCUCUUUUGUUACCUCGUUAUCGUGACUGGACACCGAGCCGAAUCUUCGAUCGACCACUCUGGAUCGACACUGGAUCGAAGUUAACUACACUGAAGUUAUCGAAAUAUGGACAUAUUCAAGAUAACGUUCAUUCUGACGGCGAUGACACUGGUCGCCUCGAACGCCGAUACCACGGAUCUACCGAAACCGAGCUACGCCAGAACGAUGCUGAAGGUAUCGCGAAGCCUUCCCGGCGAGACCGAAGAGUUGAAGGUGCGCACGAGCGAAGGGAACGUCGCCACACUGAUCGUGAAACGUAGGGAGAAAUCGGUGACGAACGAGACCGCCAUUUUGGAGGAUUUCGAAAAUUCACACAAUUCCGGUAUAAUAACAACAAACGCGGAGAACGGGACGUAUCGGAACGCGUCGAUGAAAUCCGAGGCGAAGAGCAAAGAGGAGGUGAAGAGGCUGGAAGACGCGCAGAUAGAGCAACUGAGGGCGAAACUGUCGGACGGGGCGGAGGGGCGGAAAAGCUUGUCGAAAGCUGGCAACGAAUCGGGGAGGGGGGACACGGACGAGNNNGAUCGACCGCCUAUCGGCGAGAGGAAUAUCGAUUACGGGAACUGGACGCCUCUGGGUAUGGACGGAAGGGCCGUGGUCCAGCUCGAGGAAUCGAGCACCGAGGAGUACCAGAAUUGGAAACCUCUUCGAGCCAACUCGAAGACGAGCACCGCCGCCACCACUACCGCGACCAACGAGGAGAGGUCGAGCUACGCGAGGUUCGAUCCUGUCUUUCCUGCCGGUGGAUUGCUGUUGUCGCGUCAUUUUCAAGACAGGUCUCAGAGGAAGCUGGAGUUGGGGGAGCGGGGAGAGAGCGAGGAGGGGGCGCGGUACGCGUUCCUGACGCACCAGGUGCGCUCGUCGAGGACCAACAUCGGGGCGAACGCGUCGAAGAACAGGGAUGGAAAGAACGUGCCGGCUGAAGUUAUGGUCAGGUCGGAGAUAAACGUGAAAACGAACCCGAAGAGGUCGGCGAUGACGUUGGACGGGGAUGGUACACCCGUGAUCCACGGGAAAAGAGUUCCGGACGAGCCGAUAGACAAGAUUCAAACAUGGCGGAACGCUCGGGUGAUCAACAAUAAAUUGAUCCACGAUGGGGGGGAAGGGACGAUGGGGGAUCCUAGUUCCAACUUUUAUCCGACGGAGAACGUUUUGGAGAGGCAAAGGUUCGAGAGGUUCUUCCAGAACGUGAAUAGAAGGUACGGUAAAGAGUACGAGGAGGAAGGGAAGAACGUGUUCUUCGAGUGGGAUCCUAAGAAUUAUAAAAACGAGGCGUUGAAAGCGGAGGUGUACGAGGCGAGGACGGACGGCUACCGAAGCAACGGGCGCAAACGAAUGCUCCACCCUGACGGCGUAUCCGUCUACCCCGUGUCCCAAUUGUACACGCCCGAGAGCCAGAAGAUAGCGCCGAUCGCCCUGAAACCGGGCGCAAGGGCGCCCGUCCUCCAAUACGCCCAUCCGGAAUUGGGCGUCCAACCGGCCAAGAUCGUGAAGAACGAGAAGAAACGGCCCGACAACUUCCCGGAGAAUCAAUACUCGUUCACGGAGCAAAGGCAGAAGAAGAAAUACGUGUUGAACGACAAGAAUAUCGUCGACACUUACACAACGAAGAACUAUUAUCCGAAUCAACAUUUCUACGGGUUGAAGAGGCCGAGCGACGCACCGUUCUGGGUGAAAAUCUCCGAGAACUUGAAGAAUCAAUUCUCGAACAGCGUGGAGAAGAUGUCGCAAUUCAUAGGAGCGGUCGCUGUCGGUAGAUACCUGGACGUGGACGUGUUGAAAAGGUCGGGCGACGCGAUGACAGGGACCGAGAUCGAGUAUCGAAGAGCUUUGGACGAGGGGGCGGGGGGCGGGGAACGAGAUAAAAGCGGAGGCAAAACGAUAUACGAUGGGGGCGUAUACUUGUUCGAGGAAGGGAAGGGGAAGGGCGAGGGGGACAAGGUUGGGAGCGAUCGAAACGGAGUUUUGUUGAUCGUCGAGGAAGAGGGUGGAGGAAAGGGGAGGGAGGACGGAGAAGAAAGGACGGAUUCGGAACGGAAUUUAAGAAGGAGACGGAGCCUUAAUUAUUUGGACGUGUUCCAGGCGGAGGGGAAUUUGAAAAAUUUGAUCAGGAACAAACGUCUUCAACGAAAGGGAGCCGAUUCGAUCAGCGAGAUCGUGGAGAUAGAUCUUCCAGCACGCGAGGGAAGCAUAGACGUGACGGAGUUUCUCGUCCCGAGGAGAAAGAUCGGGACGGAUCGGGUUGAGUCCUCCCCGAACGAGGAGGAGGAUUCCGCCAUUUUGAUAAUCGACAGUGGCUCCACGCUGGCUAAAUUUCUUCCCAACAACGAUUCGAAAGAUUCGGACUCGAAGAACUCUGUGGAGGAGAGAAAUUCGGUGGACGGGAGGGACGAGAGACGAAGAAGGAGGAGGAGGAGAAGGAGGAGGAGGAGCGUAGAAAGCGAUCAGGAACUGGAGGAUGCGCUUCAGAAUUUGGAGAACGCCGAGAUCGCGGAGGUGGCCCACAUAGAUGGAGACUGGACGAAUACGCCUUGUGCGAAGAGGAUAUUUUGCGACACCAUGAUCCAGAGAGGGCCAGACGCUGUUAUUACGAUGGAGAAGAAAAUGGCCGCCCUUUUGGGCCUAAUUCAACCAGGUGCAGCCAUCCAAGUGUCGAGCCAUUUUCAACAGGUGAUGGACGCGGUGCGAAGACACGAUUGUUCCAGCUUCCUGUGCCCCCAGGCCAGGCCCGGGAACGUCUUCUUCUAGAUCCCUCUUCUAGAUCUUCGGCUCCCCCACUCCUGGAGGAAAGCGGAAAUGAUAAAUCGUCGAUUUCACGAACGCGUUCGGUGAAAGCGUUCGACACUUCGACAGACUUGCUCUCCUCCUCGAAAAUUUCUCAUGGAAAUUUUUUCCUCGAUCGCAAAGAAUCGCAAGAAAAUUUUUGAAAAAAAAUUCGUGGGGC
This is a messenger RNA of Apis dorsata (giant honeybee), 3097 nucleotides long. RefSeq lists its product as uncharacterized. The record is from RefSeq and is a predicted model, not a curated record. Bases 220 to 2901 code for a protein of 893 amino acids. NCBI's taxonomy places the organism in Eukaryota, Metazoa, Arthropoda, Insecta, Hymenoptera, Apidae. The transcript is spliced from 6 exons.